AGCAUGUUUAUACGGCGGGUUAUAGUCGCACCACUCACACACUUGCACGCUCGUGUUUGCGUUCUUGAAAACAUCGCAUUUGCUUUAUGUCGCAUGUACACUUCGCUCGUGAAAACAUUACACAUAUGUGAAUGUAUGUAAAAUCAACACCGGCAAUGUGGCACGAAUGUUUACCGCGAGCAUGGUCGAACUUACUUCGCGAAUGAUCACACAGAUGGCGCUGCAUAGCUAGAAAAGUGGUAUCAACUUCACUAUUUCCGAACAUGAACAAUGAAUUCUCAACCUAAAAGUAUAAUAGUGUUAAUGCAAUCAUGGUUGAACAACGAACCCGGCAAGUACUGUUUGUUGGGCGUAUGAUUUAUUAAGCACUAGCGUUUGCUGAAAGCUACCAAAAAAAUUCCAAUACCCCUGUGAUGUUUUGUGGAUUAUUGUAGUACUAUUUUUAGCAAUACAGCCUGGCACGUUUAUCAUGAAUUAAAAAAUAGAUAACUACAAAUAGAGCUAUUAUUAUAUUAUUAGAUAGAUGAUAAAGAUCGCUAAUUUGUGCAGAUGAUGUUUCCCAUUAACAAUGAGACAUAUAUAUAUAUGGAGGUGAUUUGUUCUAUUUGCUUAUAAAUUUCCACCUUCAGCAAACGUUAAACGAAAGCAUUGUGCGUUAAAUAGCGUGCGUGGAACAAAGAGUGACAGCUGUCAAAAUGAAGCAAAGUAAUAGGCUCGUGAGCUAUUUUAGUGCAUUGGUUGUUAGCAUCGUUCUUUACGCAACGUUGGAAGUUAUCAACUGCAAUGAAGAGCGAAUCCCGGUGUACUAUCCCAAUCGGAUUAUUUUCACGAAUGAAACCAAACCGUUUACUGUGCGAGUGACACGAUUUAUCUGUACGGAAACACCGUACGAAUUGUCAGAACUAUUGCAGUGCAAAACUGUCUUACGCCGCAACAGCCCGACAUUCUUUAACGUUUCUAUACACGUACCGAUAGUGUUAACCAAAGCUUACAUCGAAGUUGAAACGUUCUACCGGUUGAAUGAUUAUCAUUCAUUUCCAGUUACGUUAUCCGCGGAAGUUUGUGCAUAUUUCCGCAACCCAUCGGAAGAUAUUUUUUCGCGCCAUGUUAUGUCUGUCAUGUUGGAAACGGUACCGCAUUUUCUCUACUACUGUCCACAAGGGAACACAACUUAUAAUGCAGUGUAUUGGCUGGAGGAUAAAUUCUUUCCCAAAUCCAUACCAGCCGGAGACUACCGGCUAGAUGUGCGGUUCCUUACUGAGCAUAACAUAACUUUACUUGCAUUUCAAGCUUACUUCUCUGUCCGGCGAAGGGGUGUAUGGAGAUCGUUAAUCGAAUGGUAGCAAGCUUAAGAACAAUAAGUUUAAAAAAUAUUUAUUGUGCAGUCAAGAGACAAUAAAGUAAUGUACUUUAAUUCCUUGCCAGUUCGAUUCGUAACUUUUUUUAGAAUGUCGGUUUAUAAAAUGUUUUAUUUGUUUAGUAGAACUGUAUAGUACUUACGGGUACUUACGUUUGAACUAAUCUCUCAUGUAUUUAACUAUGUUCAGAUAGUACACGAGCUAUCCGUGCAUUUCAAACUAUGAUGUAAUUUCGUUUAUAUUUGAUAGGUAGAGAGUCAAUUUCCUUGUUUUAUGUGUUUCAGGAUUUCAGGCGAAUUAUGAAAACAUAUAUUUACAAAAGUUAAAACAUUUUUUUUCAUCUAAAUAGAAACCAAUAUGAAUACCAAUACCAAGUAAUCAACCAAUGAUAUUACAUAGGCAGAAAAGUGUUUAUGGAUUAUAUCUCAUUUACAAAUGUAAACUAAACAUUUGUUAACAUCAAAAGACAAUUAUAUUACACAAUUAUUGUUUAACAACGAACAACCUGAAACGUAUUGUCAGUUGUGCGAAUAACUCAUUAUGCCCUAACAUGUGCUCAGAGUUACCAACCAAACUGGAACAACAAUUUUCUGAUGUUUUGUGGAUUAUUAUCAUACUAUUACUAUUUGAUUGGUAAUUUGAUAAGGAUUGAUGUUUUUUCCACUGUUCCAAUUACGACGUGACAACCAUAUAUAUGGAGGUGAUUUGCUCUUUUUUGGUUUAUAAAUUUCCACAAAAUUCAUACCUUCAGCAGAUGGUGAACGAAAGCAUCAUAAUCAUCGUUAUUAGCAUUGCGUGUUACAUAGUGUUUGUGGCACAAAAAGUGACAGCUGUCAAAAUGAAGCAAAGUAAUAAGCUCGUGAAUUUCUUUAGUAUAUUACUCGUUAGCAUCGUUCUUUACGCAAUGUUGGAAGAUAUUAACUGCAAUGAAGAGCGAAUCCCGGUGUACUAUCCCAAUCGGAUCAUUUUCACGAACGAAACCAAACCGUUUACUGUGCGUGUGACACGAUUUAUCUGUAUGGAAACACCGUACGAAUUGUCAGAACUAUUGCAGUGCAAAACUGUCUUACGUCGCAACAGCCCCACGUUCUUUAACAUUUCCAUACAUGUACCGAUAGUGUUAGACAAAAUAUACAUUCAAGCUCAAACGUUUUAUCGGUUGAACGAUUAUCAGGCAUUUCCACUAACUUUAUCCGGGGAGCUGUGUUCCUAUUUCCGCAACCCAUCGGCGGAUAUCUUUUCGCGCCAUGUUAUAUCUGUCAUGUUUGAAACGUUGCCGGAUUUUCUCUACUACUGUCCACAAGGGGUACUAUAAGCCAACUGUGUAUCUGCAGGAUUUUAAAUUUGUUUUCUUCUUUUGCAGAACAGAACGUAUACGGCAGUGUUUUGGCUAGAAGAAAAAUUCUUUCCCAAAUCCAUGCCAGCCGGAGACUACCGGCUGGAUGUACGGUUUCUUGCUGAGCAUAACAUAACUUUAGCUGCAUAUCGAGUGUACUUUUCCGUCCGGAGGAUGGGUAUAUGGCGA
Molecule: messenger RNA, 2883 nt
Organism: Anopheles funestus (African malaria mosquito)
Lineage: Eukaryota; Metazoa; Arthropoda; Insecta; Diptera; Culicidae
Exons: 2
Coding region: 696-1343 (215 amino acids)
Source: RefSeq, a predicted model, not a curated record